Annulohypoxylon truncatum is the source of this 673-nucleotide messenger RNA. RefSeq lists its product as uncharacterized. Lineage: Eukaryota; Fungi; Ascomycota; Sordariomycetes; Xylariales; Hypoxylaceae. Bases 127 to 558 code for a protein of 143 amino acids. The record is from RefSeq and is a predicted model, not a curated record. The transcript is spliced from 2 exons.
CGAGUUUUAUGCCUUCGAAAUUUUUGGAAUUGUGAUAGCUCAUGGAUACCGUCUGGCAUUUUUUCCCCCUCGUUUUGAUUCGUUCUUGGGAGGGCCGAGGGAGAAACACACAGAGAGUUUGGGCAAAUGGAGUUGGCAGACAUGCGGUCUAGGGAACGGGCAUGCUUUACUCUGCUUUUUUGUUGGAAGUUCCUUUUUUUCUUCCGCUUGCUUCUAUUUCGAACGAAGUCGCAGUCGCAAUCACAUGGGAGAAGGGAAGGGGUGAAGGAAAUACCAUUCUCGAUGAAAUCAUUUUUUCUCGCUGCUUCGCUAGCAAGUAAGCCCUUUUUUUCUUCUUGGGCUUUUUAUUACGGGAUUUUUAUCGAUUCUGGGCAGACGAAAGGAGAUGAAAGUGAAGAUGACGGCGGCAAGGCUUUGGUCAAGUCAGGUCGUCGCUUGUUUUUUUAUAUCCCGGCUUUAUAUCCCCUCCCCAUCAACCACGACACAAGCUUUCGGCGGAAGCAGGAAGAGUCGGGUCGAAGAGUUGCACACACAAAAGAUAGGAUUGCCUCAUUCUAGGCUUUCUUGUGUAAACGCUUUGCUGCUAACAUACACUUUUUCGCCUCGCUUCUUCUACCUCAUCUUCGAGGCAUACCUUUUCUCGUGUUACCAUGUGCUAGCCUCGCCUGCAUGU